UUCAAUUGUGUAUAUAUAUAUAUAUAUAUCUUCUAAAGUAAAACACCUUUCUAUAUCUGAAUUUAUUUCAGGAGAUGUAUGCAAUUUUUCGAAUCGUCACAGAAGUUGAACUUUUUUUUUUUAAUCUGUUUUUCCUUUUCUUUAAUGGCAAACAAUUAUAUUUGUAUUGGGUGAGUGUCAAUGGACUCAUCUAUGUGAGCCCUAAGAAGCCAAUCAAUGUUUGAGGAGGCAUGGUGGCAUAGAAGGGUUUGAUCAGGGUUUAGGAUGGUGCAAGAAUUGAAAUUUUUGAGUGUCUUCUAGAUUAUUACCAUGGAUUUAAAUGCAUCUCUUCCAUCUGAAGAAUAUGAAAGGAUACAUAAAGAGCACAUAGAAAAGCAGUCUGCAGGAAGGAAGCUUGGCCUGGCUGCAACUGAAACCUUGCACCAAGAAAGAGAAGAAAGACAUCGAAGGUUGAAAAGAGAAUUCCCAGACAAGGGACCAAUGCAUGUUGUCCAGUCAUCGACUCGUAACUCCGGAUUUCAGAUGAGAAACCAUAGAGCUUUUGACCAGAACAGUCUUCCUCCUGGUUGGUUGGAUUGCCCCGCAUAUGGUAAUGAAAUAGGUGGUAUCAUUCCUUCAAAAGUUCCUCUUGGUGAAUCCUUCAAUGAGUACAUCCAUCCUGAAAAAAGAUACUCUUCGAGGCAAGUCAUUCAUCAGCAAAGACAGUUGGGAAGAGAACUGGGUUUGGUGAUUGAUCUUACGAACACAAGUCGUUACUAUCCGGAAUCAGACUGGAUAGGAAAAGGUAUUGAAUAUGUUAAGAUCAAAUGCCAGGGAAGGGAUUCUGUACCUGAUAAUGCAUCUGUAGAUAAAUUUGUAUAUGAGGUUUUGCAGUUUAGAUCUCAACAGAUGCACUUAAAUAAGAUUAUUCUUGUCCACUGUACACAUGGGCAUAACCGCACAGGUUAUAUGAUUGUUCAUUUUCUUGUCCGUACGGAAUCAAUUUCUGUGACCGAGGCGAUUGAGAAAUUUUCUAGAGCACGUCACCCAGGGAUCUAUAAAAGGGAUUAUAUUGAUGGACUCUACAGUUUUCAUAAUGAACAAAAGCCUGAAUUUGUUGUUUGCCCCCAAACUCCAGAAUGGAAGAGAUCUUCUGAUCUUGAUAUUAAUCAUAGAAGUGUGCCUGAUCAGGAUGAUGAUGGGGCUUCCAUUUUGCAUGAGAAUCUUGUGAGGAAUGAAGUAAUGACAAAUGAUGAUGUUUUGGGGGAUUCCAUACCUUUUGAAAAACUACAGACAAUGAGACAAUUCUGCUACCAAGCAUUAAAGUUGAAUUUACGGGCGAGAGGAAACACACAAUUUCCAGGGUCACACCCUGUCUCUCUCAGCAGGGACAAUUUACAACUUUUAAGGCAGCGAUAUUACUAUGCCACAUGGAAAGCUGAUGGAACACGAUAUAUGAUGCUAAUUACUUGGGAUGGGUGUUACGUGAUUGAUAGAAAUUUUUGUUUCCGAAAGGUUGAGUUGCGGUUUCCUUGCAAAAGCACAAAUAAGGGUAUAUUUGAGAAGACGCAUCACUAUACAUUACUUGAUGGAGAGAUGGUAAUUGACAUUGAGCCAAAGACCCAAAAGCAGGAGAGAAGAUACCUUAUUUAUGAUCUGAUAGCAAUUAACCAAGUGUUUAUUAUGGAGCGACCAUUCAGUGAACGGUGGACUAUACUUGAAAAUGAAGUGAUCAAACCUCGAAACAGUGAGCGUGACUUUUUGUACAAGAGCAGAAAUCCAUACUACAGAUACGACUUGGAGUCAUUCAGGGUGAGGAGGAAGGAUUUUUAUUUGCUGUCUACAGUUACUAAGCUUUUAAAGGAAUUUAUUCCAAGACUUUCACAUGCAGCAGAUGGUCUUAUAUUCCAGGGCUGGGAUGACCCUUACGUGCCACGCACACAUGAAGGCCUUUUAAAGUGGAAAUAUCCUGAAAUGAACUCAGUUGAUUUUCUCUAUGAGUUUGUCGCAGUUGAUAACCGUCAACUACUUUUUUUGAAUGAACGUGGAAAGAAAAAGCUAAUGGAAGGAAACAGGGUUGUUUUUAAAGAUGCAUCAGCUAUCAGUUCCUAUUCAGGGAAGAUUAUUGAGUGUUCUUGGGAUGCCGAGGAAGGGGUUUGGGUCUGUAUGCGGAUCAGGCCAGAUAAAUCAACUCCAAAUGAAUUCAACACCUAUAAGAAGGUGAUGCGGAGCAUAAAGGAUAAUAUCACAGAGGAAGUUUUGUUCAAUGAGAUUCGUGAAAUUAUUCGCCUGCCAAUGUAUGCAGACAGGAUACAGAAUGAUUGCAGGGCUUUUACAAGUGCUGCAAGACGAAGAUGAUCAGUGAAUGACACUUCUCAACCAAUGGGUGCCAUACAAAGAGGGUGUACUCAUUGUGUGCCUAAAUCAAAUCCGAGGCAUAGUUUUGGAAGGUCUAUUAUGAAGUUUGAUCCAGUCAAUACGUUCAAAACGAUCUUUCGACACCAGUCUGGAACUCCAUUGGCCCCUGGAUUUAGGUUAAGAAGAUGCAACACCUCGCUUUCCAUGUAUAUUACCAUUUUAUUUUUUUUUCCUUGCUUGAUUGUGGGGGUGAAAGUCAGGCAAUUUUCAACCCAAGGCUCUUCUACUUCCAGUGUUCCAUAUUAGUUCUGCAUCAUUAUCCCCAUUUUGAGGCUCUCCUUGAAAUUUGAAUAUCUGUCUUCUUACCCGAGUAAAUUGUGUUUGAAGAUGAACUAAAAUGUAAGCUGUUGUAACAUUGUUUAGUGAAUGAGUUUCUGAAGUAUUUCUUUAAAAGAAAUAUAUCUAUGGCCCCUGAUUCUUCUUCA
Messenger RNA from Camellia sinensis, 2822 nucleotides. RefSeq lists its product as uncharacterized. The record is from RefSeq and is a predicted model, not a curated record. Gene Ontology annotation, molecular function: DNA ligase (ATP) activity; mRNA 5'-triphosphate monophosphatase activity; mRNA guanylyltransferase activity. NCBI's taxonomy places the organism in Eukaryota, Viridiplantae, Streptophyta, Magnoliopsida, Ericales, Theaceae. Gene Ontology annotation, biological process: DNA recombination; DNA repair; protein dephosphorylation.